CAUGGGUUCUACUUGAUUCGCUGCCUUGGGUCUCCUCACUCCCGGGGUGGAGUCCUGUACGAAGUGUCACCCUCAGGGGCAGCUUGGGCCUUCCCAUCUUCGCGCGGGCCACAAUUCUGGGGUCAGCCCCACUUGACCUCCUAAAAGAUCGCUUCUACGGAGCCUGGCCCAAGGCCCCUCCAGCCCAGCCACUUAAUGAGAGAGAAGAACCUUUGCCCACUAGACGUUCCCUGACGGAUCUCUGAGAAUUUCCUCAGAAGGAAGAGCAAUCCGGGGAAGCCACCUCCGGGGGAGAAAGUCGGCGGCGACCUGUGAUAGCGCGCGAGAUGGCGCCAGGGCGCGUAGCGCACGCGCACUGCUCCGAGCCCGCCAGUGCCCCCGCGGGUACGGACUGCGCAUGUGCUUGACUUGGGGGCGGAGCCCAGGACGAACCCUUCAUCCUAUCCGGCUCAUCCAUCCCUGUCUCAGUGAUAUCUUGAACUACGUUUCCCAGAGGUCCCUUAGGCCAUGGACUUCCGGUGGGGUCAGCGGAAGCGGUGACUGAUCAGACCGGGCCGCACAGAGGCAGGCUUGGUCACUAUGGAGGAAAUAGGCAUCUUGGUGGAGAAGGCUCAGGAUGAGAUACCAGCAUUGUCUGUGUCCCGGCCCCAGACUGGCCUGUCCUUCCUGGGUCCUGAGCCGGAGGACCUGGAGGACCUGUACAGCCGCUACAAGAAACUGCAGCAAGAGCUGGAGUUCCUAGAGGUGCAGGAGGAGUACAUCAAAGAUGAACAGAAGAACUUGAAGAAGGAAUUCCUUCAUGCCCAGGAGGAGGUGAAGCGAAUCCAGAGCAUCCCACUGGUCAUUGGGCAAUUUCUGGAGGCCGUGGAUCAGAAUACAGCCAUCGUGGGCUCUACCACAGGCUCCAACUAUUACGUGCGCAUCCUGAGCACCAUCGACCGCGAGCUGCUCAAGCCCAACGCGUCGGUGGCCCUCCACAAGCACAGCAACGCCCUGGUGGACGUGCUGCCCCCCGAGGCCGACAGCAGCAUCAUGAUGCUCACCUCAGAUCAGAAGCCAGACGUGAUGUACGCGGACAUCGGGGGCAUGGACAUCCAGAAGCAGGAGGUGCGGGAGGCCGUGGAGCUCCCGCUCACCCACUUCGAGCUCUACAAGCAGAUUGGCAUCGAUCCUCCCCGAGGCGUCCUCAUGUACGGCCCACCCGGCUGUGGGAAGACCAUGUUGGCAAAGGCGGUGGCACAUCACACGACAGCUGCAUUUAUCCGGGUCGUGGGCUCAGAGUUUGUACAGAAAUACCUGGGCGAGGGCCCCCGCAUGGUCCGGGAUGUGUUCCGCCUGGCCAAGGAGAAUGCCCCUGCCAUCAUCUUCAUAGAUGAGAUUGAUGCCAUCGCCACCAAGAGAUUUGAUGCCCAGACGGGGGCUGACAGGGAGGUUCAGAGAAUCCUGCUGGAGCUGCUGAAUCAAAUGGAUGGAUUCGACCAGAACGUCAAUGUCAAGGUGAUCAUGGCCACAAACAGAGCAGACACCCUGGAUCCAGCCCUGCUACGGCCAGGCCGCCUCGACCGUAAAAUUGAAUUCCCCCUCCCGGAUCGUCGCCAGAAAAGAUUGAUUUUUUCCACUAUCACCAGCAAGAUGAACCUCUCUGAGGAGGUUGACUUGGAAGAUUAUGUGGCCCGGCCAGAUAAGAUUUCAGGAGCUGAUAUCAACUCCAUCUGUCAGGAGAGUGGGAUGUUGGCCGUCCGUGAGAACCGCUACAUCGUCCUGGCCAAGGACUUCGAGAAAGCAUACAAGACUGUCAUCAAGAAGGACGAGCAAGAGCAUGAGUUUUACAAAUGACCCCUCCCUUUCCUCCCCCACACCCCUCUGGGCUGGGGCUUCUGCCACCUGCCCAGUCCCUCUGUCCCAAAACUUAGUGUUCUUUUCUCUUUACCCAGGAUUGGUUUAUUCAAUAAAUAGAUAAAAUUGAAUCCA
Molecule: messenger RNA, 1971 nt
Organism: Microcebus murinus (gray mouse lemur)
Lineage: Eukaryota; Metazoa; Chordata; Mammalia; Primates; Cheirogaleidae
Gene: PSMC4
Product: proteasome 26S subunit, ATPase 4
Molecular function (GO): ATP binding; ATP hydrolysis activity
Source: RefSeq, a predicted model, not a curated record